AUGGCAGGCGCAGACGCAGACGUUGAGUCUCUCUAUUCCUACGACACUAAGGAAACCGAGGAGUACGGCAAAUGUACCGAGUCCACGCUAUUGAUUCAGUACAGAGGUCCUCCCCCCCGACCACAAUCCCGAUGGCGGGGCCAACUUUGGGCAUGGAAGGAGCAGCUGUUGCGACCCGGCUCAGUCGACGUGGCCUGCUCGAAGUCGAAGCAGGACGAUGUUUGGGCCACCAUGGCUCUGGAUGGCCAGAGGGCUGGGCAGAUGGUUGGGCAGAUGGCUGCUCAAGUGCAGCAGGGCAUUGUUCGGCUGGCCGAAGGAGACGCAGGGGGGGAGGGAGAGGGAGGUGGAGAGGGUGAGUUGGGCGGAGGAGAGGUGCGAGUGGCAGGUCGAGAGGGUGAGGUGGGAGGGGGAGAGGAAGGUGAUGGAGGCGAUGAGGGAGGGGUUUGA
Molecule: messenger RNA, 447 nt
Organism: Drepanopeziza brunnea f. sp. 'multigermtubi' MB_m1
Lineage: Eukaryota; Fungi; Ascomycota; Leotiomycetes; Helotiales; Drepanopezizaceae
Source: RefSeq, a predicted model, not a curated record